Odocoileus virginianus texanus is the source of this 1852-nucleotide messenger RNA. NCBI's taxonomy places the organism in Eukaryota, Metazoa, Chordata, Mammalia, Artiodactyla, Cervidae. The record is from RefSeq and is a predicted model, not a curated record.
CAAGUAGUAUAAAGGCAACCAUCUCAGACAUCACCAACAGGCCAUCACUCCAGUUGCCACCAUGCUGGCCUCAGGGCUGCUCCUCGUGGCUUUGCUGGCCUGUCUGACUGUCAUGGUCUUGAUGUCUGUCUGGCGGCAAAGGAAGCUCAAAGGGAAAUUGCCUCCAGGGCCCACUCCUCUGCCCUUCAUCGGGAACUACCUGCAGCUGAACACUGAGCAGAUGUACAACUCCCUCAUGAAGAUCAGUGAGCGCUACGGCCCUGUGUUCACCAUCCACCUGGGGACCCGGCAGAUCGUGGUGCUGUGUGGCUAUGAUGCUGUGAAGGAGGCUCUGGUGGACCAGGCUGAAGAAUUCAGUGGGCGAGGCGAGCAGGCUACCUUUGACUGGCUCUUCAAAGGCUAUGGUGAGGGAGACUGAGGGGAAGGGGGCAUGGUCAGACAGACUUCAGGGGAUGGAACCCAACGCGGCAUCGAAGAACGCAUCCAGGAGGAGGCGGGCUUCCUCAUCGAGGCCUUCCGGGGCACUCGCGGCGCCUUCGUCGAUCCCACCUUCUUCCUGAGCCGAACAGUCUCCAAUGUAAUCAGCUCCAUUGUCUUCGGGGACCGCUUUGACUACGAGGACAAAGAGUUCCUGUCACUACUGCGAAUGAUGCUGGGAAGCUUCCAGUUCACUGCUACGUCUACCGGGCAGCUCUACGAAAUGUUCUACUCAGUAAUGAAAUAUCUGCCAGGGCCACAGCAACAGGCCUUUAAGGAGCUGCAGGGACUGGAGGACUUCAUAGCCAAGAAGGUGGAACAAAACCAGCGCACACUGGACCCCAACUCCCCACGGGACUUCAUCGACUCCUUCCUCAUCCGCAUGCAGGAGGAGAAGGAGAAUCCCAACACGGAGUUCUACAGGAAGAACCUGGUGAUGACAACACUGAACCUCUUCUUUGCGGGCACAGAGACGGUCAGCACAACCAUGCGGUAUGGCUUCCUGCUGCUCAUGAAGCACCCAGAUGUGGAGGCCAAAGUCCAUGAGGAGAUUGACCGCGUAAUCGGCAAGAACCGUCAGCCCAAGUUUGAGGACCGAGCCAAGAUGCCCUACACAGAGGCUGUGAUCCACGAGAUCCAGAGAUUCGGAGACAUGAUCCCCAUGGGCCUGGCCCGCAGAGUCAUCAAGGAUACCAAGUUUCGAGACUUCCUCCUCCCCAAGGGCACCGAAGUGUUCCCUAUGCUGGGCUCUGUGCUGAGAGACCCCAAGUUCUUCUCCAACCCCCGAGAUUUCAACCCCCAGCACUUCCUGGACGAAAAGGGGCAAUUUAAGAAGAAUGAUGCUUUUGUGCCUUUCUCCAUCGGAAAGCGGUACUGUUUCGGAGAAGGCCUCGCCAGAAUGGAGCUCUUCCUCUUCCUUACCACCAUCAUGCAGAACUUCCGCUUCAAGUCCCCACAGUUGCCCCAGGACAUCGACGUGUCCCCAAAACUAGUGGGCUUUGCCACCAUCCCUCCAAACUACACCAUGAGCUUCCUGCCCCGCUGAGUCAGGGCUGUGCCCCGGCUAGCGCUGGUGGGAGGAGCAAAUGGGGGAGGGAAGGGCCUGGGCGGGGUUAUGGGGAAGGGGAGGGGCUAAGGAUGGGGAAAGGAGGGGCAUGGGAGCGGAGGGGAGGGGCUAGGAGCGGGGUUAGGGAAGGGGCGGGGCUAAGGAUGGGGAAUAGUGGACGGUGGGGAGGAAAGGGCAAGGUGGAUAGAAGAGAAAGAAGAAACAGAACGGACUCUUUGUUAAGCUUGCUAGAGAUUAGAUGAGAGGAAAAGACAACUUAUGUUAUACUUUGAAUAAUAACAAUAGCAGAUAUUAUUUAUUGAGCAAGUA